UCCGGGCAGCAGGCACAAUGGCAGUUUUACUUUGACACGUUACGGAGCCAACUCAAAGUACUUCCGGUGUCCUGGCGUGUCACGUGACCAGUGUGUCCUUGGUUUGCUAACUUUGACAUGUGAGAAGCAGAAACAUGUCUUUCCCUAAAAACCCCGGCCGCAAAGGAUUAGAUGUCUUGCAGAAUCUGCCGCGGAUAUCUUUAGCAAACUUGCGGCCCGAACCGGGAUCCACAAAGACGGAGAAACGUCGGGGCAGAGGCCAGCAUGGUGGGAACAGAAGCGGCCGAGGACACAAAGGCGAGCGGCAGAGAGGAACUCGACCCAGGCUGGGCUUUGAGGGGGGCAACAUUCCCUUUUAUCUGGCUAUUCCUCAAUACGGAUUCAAUGAAGGGCACAGUCGUCGUCCACAGUACCAGCCUCUGUCCCUGAAGCGACUGCAGUACCUGAUCGAUCUGGGCCGACUGGACCCGACCCAGCCCAUAGACCUGACCCAGCUUGUCAACGCCAGAGGAGUUACUGUUCAGCCUCUGAAGAGGGACUACGGCGUCCAGCUGGUUGACGAGGGUGCCGACAUAUUUGCAGCAAAAAUCAACAUUGAGGUUCAGAGAGCGUCCGAAGGAGCCAUAGCUGCAAUCGAAAGGAACGGAGGCGUCAUCACCAACAGUUACUACGACCCUAUAAGUCUUGGGAUUCUCAUAAAGCCCGUCCCGUUCUUCAUGCGUGGACAGCCUAUUCCAAAGCGCAUGCUGCCCGGGGAGGAUAUGGUCCCGUACUACACAGGUGCUGAAAACCGGGGUUACUUGGCAGACCCAAAAAAAAUCCAGCAGGCUCGACUCGACCUGGCUCAGAAGUACGGCUACGUUUUGCCAGACAUUUCAAAGGAUGAACUGUAUCACAUGCUGGCCAUGAGGAAGGAUGUUCGACAGAUCUUCUUUGGCCUCUCUCCAGGCUGGGUCGUUAACAUGCCGGAGAAGAAGAUCCUUAAACCUACGGACAAGAAGCUGCUGAAAUAUUACUCCUCAUAGGUGUUAAAUAGUGUGUGUUCAUGUAGAGCGUCUCAUGUUGAAAAUCAUUUUCUGUGGGAAGAACAGCAUUCUGUGUAUUGUCAUUAAACUUUACUUUGAAAACUAA
Messenger RNA from Mugil cephalus (flathead mullet), 1131 nucleotides. RefSeq names its product mitochondrial ribosomal protein L15 (gene mrpl15). The transcript is spliced from 6 exons. Gene Ontology annotation, biological process: translation. The record is from RefSeq and is a predicted model, not a curated record. The coding region runs from base 135 to 1025 and encodes 296 amino acids. Gene Ontology annotation, cellular component: mitochondrial large ribosomal subunit. Gene Ontology annotation, molecular function: structural constituent of ribosome. NCBI's taxonomy places the organism in Eukaryota, Metazoa, Chordata, Actinopteri, Mugiliformes, Mugilidae.